AUGGUGGAAAAUGCAGUAAAAGAAUGGUUAUCAGAGUUUGCCACAUUGGAAAAAGACGACUGGGCAACAUUUGCCAUAACAACAUCGCAGAAUAAGACACUUAUAGAGUCAAUAUAUGCUGUACUUGAUGAUAUUCAUAAAUAUUCUAAGUUAAUUGAUCGUAUUUGUGGUGCACUUUUUAAUUGUUAUCGAACUGAAGAAACCGAUUUACAUUUAUUUGUACUACUGUUUAUACCACAUUUAACAUACAGUUAUCUUAAUUCUAUUGCUCAUGUUGACAAGCAAAGCUGUCGUAGUAUUGAAGCAUUACUAAUUGGAAUUUACAAUCUUGAAGCUGUAGAUGAAAAUAAUACACCUAGAUUUAUAUCAUUUCGUUUGCCAUCAUUAGCUCAGCCAUCCAUUUACCAUGAACCUAGUAGUUUGGCUCCAACUUCAUUAACAGAGACUGCCAUUCGUCGAUUAGAACAAAGAGACACACACCCAGUUCGCCGAGGUCCUUUUAAUCAAAUUGAAAGACUAUCUGCGUCUAAUAGAAUGGAAGUUCUUAGUAAUUUAUAUUUUAUUUACUACAAAAAUUUAAAUCUCCUGCCAGAAGUUUAUAAUCCAUUUGAUCGUUUUUAUAGAGUUACAUCUAAAAUGGUUACUCAGGGUUAUUUUCAUAAGCGUUCAACAUCAUUCAGUAAUUCUGAUAUAUCAACAUCAACAACAUUACCACGUAUCCCACUUUCUCCAAAAUUUUUAAUUCAUCUACUCUACUGCUUAUAUAUAUCAAUAUUUAAUUGUGGAAAAGCGGAAGCGUUUCAAGCUUUAGAAGAUAUUUAUUACCGUGCAUGUUACAGUUGUUAUUGUGAAGUGAUAUUAUUAGCAAAUGCAAUUAAAAAUUCUUGUCAGGGAUUUUUUGAAGGUGGACAAACACCUAACGUUUCAUCAGUUGGAACACCUGUAAGUAGUAAUACUUGUAGCACACCAGUAUCUAAAUCAAUGAUUACAAAUGCAUCAUUUAGAACUAAAAAGUUACCAGAUGACAUUCCAAUUCAAAAUACACAAGGAACUUUUGACGAAAGUGCUGAUGCUGCGGCAAAUUUAUCAUCAAUAACAGAAGAAACUAAUGAUUUAAAAGAUCUGAGUGCUGAAUCAGUACCGGUUAAAAGGAGUUUGCCAAAAAUUGCUGCUAAUUUCGGCAAAAAAACUGCUGAAAAAAUAGCUACUGCUGUUAAAAAUUCUGGAAAUAUAAAAAGUUCAAAGUUAAACACUCAAAAUGGCUCUGACAUUUACGAAACUGAUGAAAGUGGUAUUGAUCUAGCUGGGUCUGACAUAUCUGAUACUAAAACUGGUUUAGGACAUGAUGACAGAACUACUAUGACACCAUUAUUAAAUAGAAGAAAUCCCAGUAUGUCAGUUGAAUUAGAAUCUUCUAGAUCAAUUCAGAUUGAGAGUACAGCUUUAUGA
Molecule: messenger RNA, 1449 nt
Organism: Macrosiphum euphorbiae (potato aphid)
Lineage: Eukaryota; Metazoa; Arthropoda; Insecta; Hemiptera; Aphididae
Source: the annotation of a GenBank genome assembly